AUGCCGAUAGCAAUGACAAAAGAGGAGUGGUCGCGCAUCAAGCGCUGGACGGACCUGGGCCGAGAAGACCCGGACACGGUGAGGAGGCGGGAGUAUCUGAAGUAUCAGAACGACACCAGCCGCGAGAUGACCAAACAAUGGCCGAAUUCAUUAGAGAAUGUAAACAAGAGGAACGAAGAGUUGCGUCGCGCUCGAGUGGAGGCCGCGGAGAAGACUAACACUCGUUUCUACCAGCGAUAUGUGAAACGGAAGAAAGAGGAGCAGCAGAGACUCAUGUACAGCGCCAGGGACACGGUGUUCAAGAACAAGGACGCUCCCAAACUACUGCUCAGCGCGGUGAUAGAGACGGCUAUUCAGAAGGAGCGCGAGGAGCAGCUCAAGUUCAAGCAGAAACUGAAAGAGGAGGCGGACGAACGGAAGAGACAAGACGACGACGAUAUCAUACGAAAAGCGAAGGAGUGGAACGAGCUCGUGGAGACCAAGAAGAAGAGGAGGUUCGACGCUAACAAGCGACACCAGAAGGAUAUAUUGGAACAAGCUCACGAGGUCGCGGAGCGCAAUCGCAGAGAAUACGAGACGGAGUUGAAUUUACAAAAGAUCGACAAUAUAAAAGCCAGGGAACAGAUGGAAGCUAUCAAGAAGUUUGAGGAAGAAUUUAGUGCUGCUGAAAAGUGUCGCAUCUUAAACGACCUGGAACAGGCGAGGUCAGAGGCAGCGACGAGGCGUGAGGAGGUGCGCGCCCGGGACCAGCUGGACGACCGGCUCAUACAGCUGCUACAGAAGACACAGGCCAGGGUAGAGCAGAGGAGGAGGAACACUGAGAAACAGAUCCAAGCAGAAAAGCUGCAGGUGCUGGAGAAAAUAAGUCAGAAGCUGGAAUCAGGAGACGCGGCGAGAGAAGAGAAAGAACAGAGGAUACUAGAUAAAGCGAUUAAGGAGAAGGAAGAAGUUGCGGAGGCCCGGCGUCAGGCAGACGCUCGUAAGAGAGAGCAGUUCAGGGCGCAGCGCAUGGCGGCCCGGGAACAGUUCCUGAAGCAACAACAACAGACGCUGCAUGAGUUUAACACUAUGAGACAGUGGGAGGUGAUGAACAGAUUCAAGAAUGCAGAAAUAUACGAAGACUUCCAAGCUCGCCUUCGCCAUGAAAAGGAAACCAAAAUAAAGCAAUAUCGUGAGGAUAUCAUAAAGCAAUGGCACGAGCGAGCGGAGCGUGAAGCGCGCGAGCUGGCGGAGACGCGCUACUUCUACGGCGAGCUGGCCGAGAGCAAGCUGCGGGACGCCGACAACAAGCUGCUCACACACGGACACGCGCUGCUGCAGGAGGCGCGCGACCACCAGCGGCCGACAUACGCGCUCACACAGGCCAUACGACGCUACUGCAAGCUGUACCGCUUGUACCCGAUGCCGGAGCUGCCGUCGUCCCAGCAGGAACACUUCCCUCGCUACGGACCCAAGGACAUGUCGCUCCCCGACCCUCACUACCGCUACCCCGAGCCUCCCGUGUUCGAUGAUGACAAGAGAGACGGAUUGAACGAUCCCCAGAAGGCCGGUCCGUCCGCGGCCAGUGAGCAGCCGGCGGAGGAACAAGACUACAAGAGAGCCGCGCCCGCCAACGGACUACAGAGGAAGCCCUCUAAGAGCGACUUGAAGCUGCCGUCCGUGGAGUAG
This is a messenger RNA of Danaus chrysippus (African queen), 1668 nucleotides long. NCBI's taxonomy places the organism in Eukaryota, Metazoa, Arthropoda, Insecta, Lepidoptera, Nymphalidae. The record is from the annotation of a GenBank genome assembly.